GCUGGGGUAUGGUAUAAAAAGCUAUGUCAGGGGGAAUAUUUUUGAAUUGAUAAGGGAGUUUAGAAAGCUAAGGGGAAAGUUCCAUUAGCAGUUUCAGAAGAAAACAAGUUUAAAGGGAGAGUGGCAUUCUAACAUCAUUCUACCGUGAUUUGAUCUGUAAUUGAAUAGCAAAUUACAAUAUUUUUAUUUUCUGUUAACAACUUAAGAGUGACUGUCUUCAUAUUACAGAGUAUGGCUUCGAUUUUACCUGCUUCCAAUACAUCCUUGAGAUCUGACAGGAAUACAUAUGUUGGAAAGAGUUUUGUUCAUGUUAAAAAUCCUUACCUGGACUCUAUGGAUGAAGAUGUUCUCUAUCACUUGGAUUUAGGAACAAAAACACACAACCUACCAGAAAUGUUUGGGGAUGUAAAGUUUGUCUGUGUUGGUGGGAGCCCCAACAGAAUGAAAGCAUUUGCACUGUUUAUGCACAAGGAGCUCAGAUUGGAGGAUGGUGAAGAGGACAUCAAGGAUAUCUGUGCUGGGACAGACAGAUACUGUAUGUACAAAAUCGGCCCCGUCCUCUCCAUCAGUCAUGGCAUGGGCAUCCCCUCCAUUUCUAUUAUGCUUCAUGAACUCAUUAAAUUACUAUACCAUGCCCGGUGCUCUGACGUUACCAUUAUCAGAAUCGGUACAUCAGGGGGAAUAGGGAUUGCACCGGGAUCUGUUGUAAUAACAGAUGAAGCUGUAGACUCCUUCUUUAAGCCCCGGUUUGAACAGGUAAUCUUGGACAACAUUGUCACCAGAAGCACCGAACUUGACAAAGAGCUGGCUGAGGAACUAUUCAACUGUAGCAAAGAAAUUUCCAACUUCCCAACCCUCAUUGGACAUACGAUGUGUACCUAUGAUUUUUAUGAAGGUCAGGGUCGACUAGAUGGAGCACUGUGCUCUUUUUCCAGAGAAAAGGGGUUAGAUUACUUGAAGAGAGCGUAUAAUGCCGGCGUCAGAAAUAUUGAAAUGGAAUCUACAGUGUUUGCAGCCAUGUGUAGACUUUGUGGUCUAAAAGCUGCUGUGGUCUGUGUGACACUUCUCAACAGACUUGAAUGUGACCAGAUCAACUCUCCCCACGAUGUUCUCGUGGAGUACCAGAAAAGGCCUCAGCUCCUAAUCUCCAAGUUCAUUAAACAGCGGCUUGGAUUAUGUGACCAGACAUCAUAGACAAAGUGGAAAGUACUUCAGAGUGUUCUCCAUAAGCCUUCAAUUUGAACUUUUAUCUGUCUGUUCCUGGAAAAUCUUAUUUUCCUUUUUAUUGAGAGAAGAAGAGGUUAUAGGGGGAGAGAGAGAGAGAAUUAAAUACUCACAGUUAAUCCUCCUCUCAGCUCCUGUGUGGGGUGUAUGCAUGUGUGCACACAUGCCAGAAACCUCGGAAACCUUUUUGAUGAUUCUGCCUCCUUUAUUCCUACAUCCAAUCAAUCACAUGCCUAUUAAUUGAUUCUAAGACGUUUUUCCAACCUGUGCUCCAGUGAAAAGCCUUCCCUGUCCUCAAACCAGAUUCCUCCCAGCUUCACCCAUAGCUUCCCACAGCACCCUCCAUAGCUUCUUUAAAGUAUUCAUGACAGCUUGCAAUUGUGUUGAGAUUUGGGUCUUUAAUGUGUUUAGACUAUGAGAUUCACGAGGACAAACACUACAUUUGUCUUAUUCACUGCUGUAUCCCAAGCACCCAAAAAGUGCCUAUCUCAUUCUAGGUGCUUCAUUUAAGUGAAGAAUGUAUUCUCUUCAAACAUUUCCCUUACAAACUUUCACUAAAAAUGCCUCUAAUCUUUGCAAACCCAUCCUCUCCUUAUUCAGUCCCUUGUCAGCUCAGCUCUCCCUGGCUUCCUCCCAUCACAUCCCACUUUGUGAGGUAGAGAGUUCUCUGCAUCAUCAGUGUAGAGUUGUGGUGAUGUCUAGAACUUCUUGUUUUCUCCUAUAGUACGUGACUUUCCCCUCUGUUAAAAUCAAACCCCAAAUUCACCCUCUUUAGGAAGAUCUCCAAGCUUAAUUCCCCCUUGAUUCAUCAUACCUAGUUCCUUAGAUAUCAAUGUGUUCUCAUUUAUAUGCUGUUUUGAGAACACUUAUGCUUUUAUGUGAACUUGGGUAAUGGAUGCCCAGCUUCAUUUGGGAGGCUCCUGUUUCCUUUCUACCCUUUGACUGCCAUGGAGUGUUAUCCACUGCAGGCAUUCAGCCACUACUCACCUAUGCCUGUCCUAAGUCUAGGAACCACCUCUUCACCUCACUCCUAACCUCACCUUCUGCAAACUCAUUCAGUCUUGCCCUCCUAGCAGUCAGUUCAAGAAACACUUAGACUUGCAAAAAUUCCUCUGAUUAUUUCUAUUUAUGGGUGUUUCCAUGCAAUUUUGGUAUGUUUUUCCUUUGUUCAUUCAUUCGUUAUAAAUCCGUAUCUCUCCUUUUCCCCCAGAAGAAUAAGAGACAAUUUAUAAGGAUAAAUUUAGGUACAUCAAGAUAGUAUAAACUAGCCAUAAUGGGGGGAAGAAAAGAAAAAGGGAAGGGAAGGGAAGGGCCACCACUGACACAAAUCCUGAAGCUAAUACCAUGGUGCACUGCAUAUAGCCCAUGCAGUGGCAGACAGUAGGUCCUGAAUUGGCUCUGGGUUGCCCAGCAGUUGCUUCAUAAAGAGAAAACAUUUACAGCGCCUCUAAGAUAAAAUGUGAACUACUCAUCAGGAGAAGAACAAACUAGCCAUGAUUCUAAGAGGCUAGAGUGUAGUGUAGUGGUGAGUGAGGGAGGCGGGGAGGGGGAGAGGUGUGUACAUCAAUGCCUUUACUCCAGGUCGCUCUCAACACUGGUGCACGUUGGGAUAUCGGAAAAGCCUUCAAAAAACACCGGGGCCCCACCUCAAACCAGCUAAAUGGGAGUCUCUCAGACUGGGAUUGGGAAGCCCUAUUUUAAUAAUUUCCUCUGAUGAUGUGCAGCCUGGGUCAAAAGACACUGAUUUAAAAAAAAAUAAAAGAAUGAAUAGUCUGUGGAUCUAGCUGGCGCUCCUCCAGAUGAACUUCUAGAAGCCUUUUGAUGAUGACCUCAUUGGAAGAGUUAUAUACAGAUCAAGCUCUUUUACUUGAUUCUUACUCCUCAAUGGGAACAGUAUCCUUUUUUUCUAAUAUUUUCAAGUGUACAAUAUGAUGAUUUAUGAUACAUACAUUUAUGAUACUUACAUUCUGAAAUGAUUACCACAGUCAAGUUAAUUAAUAUAUCCAUCACCUCACAUAGUUAUAUACAUUAGCCAACCUAUGGAAACAGUAUGUGUGUCUGUUGACUGAUGAAUGGACAAAGAAAAUGUGUUAUAUAUAUGUGUGUAAUAUAUACAUAUAUAUACACAAUGGAAUAUUAUUUAGUCAUAAAAAGAGGAGGAAUCCCGCCAUUUGUAACAACAUGGAUGAAACUGGAGGGUAUUAUACCAAUAAAAUAAACCAGACAGAGAAAGACAUAUACUGUAUGGUAUUGCUUAUAUGUAGAAUCCCCCCAAAAAAUCAGAUUCAUAGAAACAGAGAAUAGAAUGGUGGUUACCAAGAGCUGGAGCAGGAAAAGGGGAGAUGUUGGUCUAAGUGGUCAAAGGAUACAAAUUUCUAGUCAUAAGGUGAAUAAGUUUUGAGGAUCUGAUAUGCAGUAUGGUGACUAUAGUUUAGCAUUGUAUUGUAUACUUGAAAUUUGCUAAAGGAGUAGUUUCUUAGCAUUCUCACAGAAAAAAGAAACAGUAUAUUAACCAUUUUAUAUCCCCAGCAAUGUGCACAGUGCCUAACACAUAAUAAAAGUGGAUUAAUUAUACAUAAUUUAUAUCUCUCUCUAUAUAUAUUGCUAUCAAUUCAAUUUUUGUGUUCCCCUCACCUAAUUCUUGGGCUUCCCUGAUAGCUCAGAUGGUAAAGUGUUUGCCUACAAUGCAGGAGACCCGGGAUCGAUCCUUGGGUCAGGAAGAUCCCCUGGAGAAGGAAAUGGCAACCCACUCUAGUAUUCAUGCCUGGAAAAUCUUACAUUGCAUUUCUCACCCUAUACUGUGGCUAUGUUUGGAAAUGGGGCCUAUAAGGAAUUAGGUUCAUUGAGGUCACAGGAUGGGACCCUUAUCUGAUAGAAUUAGUGUGCUAAUCAGAAGGGACACCAGAGAGUUCACUGUCUUUCUCUCUCUGUACAUAUGUACUGAGAAAGGUCCAUGUGAGGAUGCAGUGAGAAGGUGGCCAUCUGCAAGCCAGGAAGAGAGCUCUCAACUGACAUGGAAUCAGCUGAAAUCUUGAUCUGGAACUCCUGGCUUCCAGAACUACGAGAAAAUAAACUUCUGUUAUAUUUCUUUAA
Cervus elaphus (red deer) is the source of this 4317-nucleotide messenger RNA. It is a transcript of the gene UPP2, whose product is annotated as uridine phosphorylase 2. Gene Ontology annotation, cellular component: cytosol; cytoplasm. NCBI's taxonomy places the organism in Eukaryota, Metazoa, Chordata, Mammalia, Artiodactyla, Cervidae. Gene Ontology annotation, molecular function: uridine phosphorylase activity. Gene Ontology annotation, biological process: uridine catabolic process; nucleotide catabolic process. The coding region runs from base 232 to 1194 and encodes 320 amino acids. The record is from RefSeq and is a predicted model, not a curated record. The transcript has 8 exons.